Molecule: messenger RNA, 1891 nt
Organism: Sesamum indicum (sesame)
Lineage: Eukaryota; Viridiplantae; Streptophyta; Magnoliopsida; Lamiales; Pedaliaceae
Source: RefSeq, a predicted model, not a curated record
UGACAACAUGGUUAUAUAUUGUAAGAUUGGCAUUCUCUUCAUCUUUGAUGAUUAAUGUGUAGUUGAAACAGUGCUGCGUGCAUCCAUGGCUGCAGGGUCAGGUCCAGCAGAAAGGUCCCUUGAGCAAACCUCCACAUGGGCCGUCGCCAUAGUCUGCGCGGUUUUCGUCAUCAUAUCCGUCGCUAUAGAACAUGGAAUUCAGUCUCUUGGGAAGUGGUUUCAAAAACGCGAGAAAAAGGCGAUGUUGGAAGCCCUGGAAAAGAUCAAAGCAGAACUGAUGCUGCUGGGAUUUAUAUCGUUACUUCUUACGGUUGGCACGACAUACAUCGCGAAGAUUUGCGUGUCUAAGGAACUUGGUGACAAAUGGCUCCCGUGCGAUACGGGCUUGAAAAAUGGUGGAGGCAGCGGCGAUGAUGAUGACGACGACGACGGUAAAGGCAAAAAAGGCCACAGGAAAUUGCUUUCAUAUGCUCAAGAAAUGGUGUGGCGUCGAGCUUUGGCUGCUGGAAAUGAUCAGUAUGACUAUUGUUCUGCAAAAGGGCAAGUAUCACUCAUAUCAUACUCUGGAGUUCACCAGUUGCACGUUUUCAUAUUUGUGCUUGCGGUGAUGCAUGUUCUCUACAGUGUUAUUCUCGUCAUGUUAGGCCAUGCCAAAAUGAAGAAGUGGAAGGCAUGGGAACUGGAGACCUCUUCUUUGGAAUAUCAGUUCACAAAUGAUCCAGCAAGAUUUAGGUUUGCUCAUCAAACCUCCUUUGUGAGGCGUCAUUCUGGAUUCUACACUACUCCUGGCCUCAAAUGGAUUGUGGCAUUUUUCAGGCAGUUUUUUGGAUCAAUAUCUAAGGUGGAUUAUAUGACCAUUCGUAAUGGAUUUAUUAACGCUCAUUUCGCUCCCAAUACCAAGUUCGACUUCCACAAAUAUAUAAAAAGAUCAAUGGAAGAUGACUACAAAUCCGUAUUGGGAAUAAGCAUCCCUUUGUGGAUCUUUGCGGUAAUGUUCUUGUUCUUCAAUAUCUACAAAUGGCAUACAUUGGCAUGGAUUUCAUUAAUUCCACUAAUUAUAAUUUUGUUAGUGGGCACCAAACUGGAACUUGUGAUCAUGGAGAUGGCUCAACAAAUUCAAGAUCGAGCGACUGUUGUUAGAGGAGCUCCCCUUGUGGAGCCCACCAACAACUUCUUUUGGUUCAAUAGACCACAAUGGAUUCUUUUCCUCAUACAUUUCACUCUAUUUCAGAACGCAUAUCAAAUGGCGUACUUCUUAUGGAAAUGGUAUGAGUUUGGGAUCACAACAUGCUUCCAUGAGAAACUGUUUGCAAUUAUGAUCAGAGUUUGGUUGGGCGUUGCCCUUCAAAUCUUGUGCAGCUACAUCACAUUCCCCCUCUACACCUUGGUAGGUAAGAUGGGAUCACAUAUGAAGAAAUCAAUAUUUGAGGAACAAACCGCAAAGGCUCUAAAGAAAUGGCACCAAGCUGCUAAGCAGAGGAAGAAAAUGCGCAAAGCCGGAGGCGGAACCGAUACGUCUAACGCCGGAUUCAUGAGCGGGGAAACCACCCCAACUCAAGGGUCGUCACCUCUCCAUCUGCUCCACAAGUACAAGCACCGGUCGAGUGCACCCGAUACUGACAGCCUUCCUCCCUCCCCGAGGUCUUAUGCAUCCGACACCGAACUUUCAGAACUUGAUGCUUCAAAUCAUGGCAAACGAGAAACAACGUUUGAUGCCUCACAAUUAAAAGAUGACGAAUCUCAUAACAUCGAUUUUUCGUUUGUGAAGUCUAGUGAAUGUUGAUAAGUAGCACUAAUAUAGACAUUGCUCAUUCUUUUCAAAUACCUGUCCUAGCUCAUCCAUAUAUGUAGCAUAAUAAUCACACUUACACUUAAUUCUGGUUGAGAUAUA